AUGGAUGCUCGAAGAGCCUUGCCAUUCUUACUGCUAGUGAUCUGCGCGAUCAGCGCGGCCUCUAUCAUCAGGAAUGGUCGGGGCGGCCCCAACAAUAUUCGACGCAUUCGCAGAAUCAAUCUGAGCGAAUACCUCGUUCCACCGCCACUGCCAAGGUUUCAUCCACCGGGUAGAGUCGCAAGAUUGGUUACCCCUCAACCGACUGAGGCGCCAGGAUAUUUUGCGCGAUUUAUGAAUUGGUUCAAUCCCUUCGGUAUCGGUUCUUCGUCAAAUACGCCGGCGUUGUCACCACCACCACCACCACCACCACAACUCCCCCAUACCAAAACUGCGUAUCCUCCAUCGAAUUUUAUACCUCCUUCAGCUCCAGGGGAAAUCUAUGGCAGUUCCUCUCCUGCAAUUUAUGACAGACCACCUCCUCCUUCCUCCUCCCUCAACAAUCAUCCGGGAUAUCCCUCUUCGAACAAGGCUAAAAACUGCAAUCCCUGCAACAAAGUUCCAUGGAUGCCGAUACAGCACGGUGAUUAUUCUCAUUCGGGAGAUGCUUCUUUCGCAUUGCCGCCACCACCACCGCCCCCUCAAUUAUCGCCAUCAUUAAAUGGCGAAUAUCUGCCACCCAGAAAUCACGAGGUACCUUAUGACGCUCAUCAUGCUGCUUCGCAAGAAGUUAGAGCUCCAGAUUUUUCUUUUCCACCACCAUUGCCCAGUGGACAAGACGGAUCUUUCAUUAGUCCGCUGCCAAAUCCGCAUCUGUAUCCUGGAGCAAUGCCACCACUCUUCAAGGCGGAAGAUUUCAAUCAUCCUGUACAAGCCGUUCCCAACAGUAACUCGGAGUAUCUUGAUGCACCACCAUCACCAUCAUCUGUUUUUGGAGAUGUUAGAUCCGCGGGAAAUGGCUCUUUUCCGAGUACAGCGCAGCUCAAUUUUAAUGGUGAAGCGGUCGUUCAUCCAGAUUUUUCAAAUUCUGAUCCAGGAGUGAGGCAUCAAGAAUUAGGAUAUACUAAUUCUGACGUAAACAAUCCUGGCGUCAGCAACGGAUGGUUCGAGCAUUUUAAUGCUCAGAAUUAUAGUGCGCACCGUGAUCUAUCUCCUAGCGGAACUCAGGUGUCGCAUGGUCAUUCUGAUCUUAUACCAGAUCAGCAAAGAUUUGAAAAUACCGAAACUCAAAGUUCACUCGAUUCUAUAAGUCAUCAAACAUCGUUUGGCAAUUCCGGUGUUCUAAUCGAUCAAAAUCCUCCCAGCAGUUACGGAAUUUCCGGUCUCGAUCGAAUACCGGGUAACCUCGAGCAUCAAUACAAUGAUUUGUCCUCCAGCGCCAACGUCGUUGAAGACUCUCGCGCACCUUUGCGUGUUACAGAUGGAUCUUCCGGAAAGAUUGAAGAUUCGAUACAUUUUGAGGAGUCACUGUUGCUAGAUUUCACGCACAAGGAUGAAAGUCGGACGGACUCGUCCUCGAUACCGCCGACGUCUAACGCGUUCACAGACUUUACGAAUAUUGAGACUGCCGGGACGACUUUGACACUUGAUGAUGAGAUUUUUGAAACACGUCACGACAUUACUACAACAGAGUCUUAUCUUUCCACGGAUCGCUUCCAGACGAUCAAUUUUGUAACAUCCUCAGAGGAGUCGAAGAUUAACGACAGUGCAACACAAAACUCCAAUGGAGGUCUCCAUGAUCAUAGGGCUCUUCGGGGGCAAGACGUUUCCUAUAUUCCGCCAUCUGAUCAGGUUGGAUAUUUAUGGUCAAGCGUCGUAUCGACGACUUCAAGAAAUACAGAGAGCGGAGGACUUUGGAACACUCUGAACUCUGUAUUGAAUCCUUAUGACGAUGUAGCGGAGGAAACAUUGAAUCAAAAUUUUAAUGUUAAAUCGAAAGAUAUGAAUAAAACAUCUACAAAACAGCAAGACGCAAAGAGGAAAUACACGUCACAGUAUACACCACUUCCGUUCCAUUCAUCACACGAACGAAAUCACGAUCGAAAGGCUUUGAAUUUUGCGAGUGAAUCCAAUCACGACAAGUAUUUUAGCGAAUCGAGAAACAGUAUUAAAGUGACCAGUCUUUCAAAUUCUUCGUAUACUCGGCCGACUAUUUCGGCAUUGUUAGCAGAUAUUACUAGGAAAUCAGUCGGUACUAAAGAAAACAACUCCAUAGACGUACAUAAAUUACAAAAGAAUAUUGAUAAUUGGACGAUACAGGAAUAUUCGAAGGGUACAACCGCCGCUAUUACAGUUUCGCCUAGUUCGGUCAAUCCGUAUCUUUUCCCUUCAAAGCAGAUUCCUGAUGAAUACUUGACGACCACCGAACCUGUUAAUCAUAUUGAUUCUUACGACGAUAACGUUAAAACUUUUACUUUGGCCGGAUUUAGUUUCAACGAUUUAGACUACAAAGGUUCGGCCAGCAACCAUGUAGAAGGACCGCGAAUACAAGUGAUCGAAAAUUCAAACUCGACUGAGAAUUCUACUGACAUUUCCACCGCAUCCACAAAGAACGACAACACAUGGCAGGGCUUCUCCGUGGAUAUUUCUUCGGUGAAUAAGGAACGCGUCUACGUGGUGACGCCUCAGCCUAUCAUAACCACUCCUAAAUCGAAUUCUGUUGAUAAGAGGAAAGAAAAAGCGGUGAAAGAAGCAGACAGAAAUUCGAAAGUCUUGGAAACGGAGACGAAAAGAAACAAGAAGAAGUCCAAUACGUUCGAGUCAAUCGAGAAAGCCUAUCAAGUGCUACCUCAGGCUGUGAACAACUUGGCUGUGGCUUCUACGGGUCCAGAGAGCGUUCCCUUGUGGGGCAUCAUGGAGCACGAGGAGUUUGCGUCGCUUGACGAGAAUGAACACGAGAGCGAGGACAGUGAAUCUCCUGAAAUUCCUGUGCUGUAUGCUGGGCACUCGAAGGUAUCACGUGCCAGCCGAUGACGGAUUAAUAGUGAAAAAUGCUCAAAAGGAUUAUUCAUGCAUGUGCAGACAAUAUUGAUGAUACGUUUUAGUGAAAGAUGAGUGAUUGUGAACAGUUAUUUUAUCAUAAAAUAGAGUUUUUCGAUCAUAUUUCGACGAACUUUUUACUUAACAAUAUUUAAUGCAACCAGUGAACUCUUUCUCUCUCUCUCUCUCUCUAUCUAUCUCUCUUUCUACUUUGAUUCUACGUAUGUGCGUAAGUGAUUAUUGUGGCCAGUGUACCGGAUAAAUGUAUUUUGUAAUCCGAAUCAUGUGUAUCUUUACGAGUUUUGCUAUAAGUAGUACAAUAAGUCUAAAAGCAAGAAAUAAGCCUAGGAAAAACUAUGACAGUGCGGCUUAUAUUUGCAUUAAGUUGUCAUUACAACUUUUGCAAAGUGGUUGGAAACCAAUAUUUCAAAUACAGAGAGAAUGCCAAUUUAUAUAUGUGUAAAUAAGUUACAUAAUAAUUUUAAUAAUUCUCAUUUUGAUAAUUCUCUCUUUUACAAGAGAACUAUGCUGUCCUUCGAUAGUACAAUCGUACUUAAGUUACUUGGAUUAAGAUAAACAAAUAAGGAAUAUAUCGUAAUCUUUUUUAUAUUAAAUUAAUGUGUUUUUAGAAAUUUGCUUUUUUAUUAUUUUAAAACGUGUUUUUGAAGUCAAGUUUUCUUCUACAAAAAUGUCGAGAAAAAUGAUCGAAACACGUUAAUACAGUAACGGAUAUUUUGUAUCGAUCAAUCAGGUCAGUAUGUGUUACACGAACUGGGUUUUAAGUGAAUACGCUUUCAUUUCCUGAAGUGUUUUUGUUCAAUUCUGUAAGUUAAAUCAAGGUGAGUUUAAGGUCAAUUUUCUCAGAAGCUAUUGUGCAUGUUAAACACUUUCCAAUGCAAAAGAUUUCUCGCAGUCAUACUUAUUGUUAGCUUGAAAUAAAUGAUGUUCCAGCGCGAUAUAAAAACAAUACUGAAUAAUGAAUAAUAGAAAAUGCGCAACGCGCGAAUAAUAAAUG
Formica exsecta is the source of this 3931-nucleotide messenger RNA. RefSeq lists its product as uncharacterized. The record is from RefSeq and is a predicted model, not a curated record. Lineage: Eukaryota; Metazoa; Arthropoda; Insecta; Hymenoptera; Formicidae.